AUGGCUCAGAAGAAAGGAGAUACAUUGGACUCAGCUGACGCAACAUGUUGCCGACCACAGCGCAAAAACGCAGUUCUUCACUACGUGGACGAUUUCGUAGAGCCUGCUGUGAGAGCAUACCGAUGUGUACAGGCGAUGGCCAGGCAGCAGCAAAACUUGGACGAGAAGGAAGUGUUGGCGGUCAAGCGACGAGUGAAAUUCAGAGGAUUUCAUGUGGUGACAGAAGAAUUGUCAGAGGUAGAGGCAGAGGAGGAUUGUGGACGCUACGGGACGCGAUUCGCCGGAGGAGAGGCGAGGGAUCCAGAAAGAAUUGCUGACAUCUCGUGA
Molecule: messenger RNA, 327 nt
Organism: Cooperia oncophora
Lineage: Eukaryota; Metazoa; Nematoda; Chromadorea; Rhabditida; Trichostrongylidae
Source: the annotation of a GenBank genome assembly